Messenger RNA from Dermacentor andersoni, 870 nucleotides. RefSeq lists its product as uncharacterized. The record is from RefSeq and is a predicted model, not a curated record. Lineage: Eukaryota; Metazoa; Arthropoda; Arachnida; Ixodida; Ixodidae.
AUGAGUGGAAAGGAAAAGGCCAGCAUAGCAGAGCACCUAGAACGGGGUGUGCCCAUGAAAACCAUCCUAAAACGAAUAAGAACAUCUGUGGCAUCCAAGCUGGGGCCAGUGCACUUGGCAGAGCGCUCAACCCUGCAUAACAUCAAACGGCAGUUUAACAUUGCUGCUCCUGAACGUUGUCACACUAAUUACGCUGUCAGUGUAGACACGUGGGUGCUUGUGAUGAAAGAAAAUGGUGAAACACUUGUCCACCUGUACAAGGCACAAGGUGCAGUGGACCCAAGUGGUACAUUUUCUUCAGCAGACUUUGCUCUUGUUCUGAUGACAGAGCCUCAGAAGGAGCUACUAGAAGAAUUGGGCCCUGCAGGGACUGUACCUCUUGAAUCCACACAUGGAACUACAGGGUACCAGUUUGAGCUGACCACUCUUCUGGUGCUAGAUAAAGUAGGAUCAGGCGUACCUAUAGCUUAUUUCAUCUGCAACCGGAUGAACGAGCAAAUUUUGACAGCAUUCUUCAAAUGUCUGGAGUCGGCCAUGGCCAAAAAAGUGGCCGCUAAGACAUUUAUGUCUGAUGAUGCCUCGCACUUCUACAAAGCAUGGUGCAUGGUCAUGGGUGCUCCAAAACAGAAACUUCUGUGUGUCUGGCCUGUGGAUAAGAAUGUGCGUAAGAAGAUACUCGAGUGUGUAGAGAAACAGCUAAGGCCAGAUGUCUACCAUACUGUGUGGCUACUCUUAGCAUUUCUUGACGGAAAGGAAUUUGAAGAUUAUCUUCAACAAUUCUUUUUUAGUGAGGAAGAAAAACUGAGGGACUUCCUGAAGUACUUCAAAGACCACCAUGCAGUUAGGCCGCAAAAGUGGGCCUACUGCUGA